Messenger RNA from Anguilla rostrata (American eel), 3022 nucleotides. It is a transcript of the gene stau1, whose product is annotated as staufen double-stranded RNA binding protein 1. The coding region runs from base 297 to 2360 and encodes 687 amino acids. The transcript has 15 exons. Gene Ontology annotation, molecular function: double-stranded RNA binding; mRNA binding. Gene Ontology annotation, cellular component: neuronal cell body; neuron projection; plasma membrane. Lineage: Eukaryota; Metazoa; Chordata; Actinopteri; Anguilliformes; Anguillidae. The record is from RefSeq and is a predicted model, not a curated record. Gene Ontology annotation, biological process: protein localization to synapse; anterograde dendritic transport of messenger ribonucleoprotein complex; intracellular mRNA localization.
UUUCGAUGUGAUGUCACUUCCUGGAAGGGCGGCUGUGAGGCUGGGCCAUUCUCUUUAGUGUUUGCCCUGUCUGCCUUUUACUCACCAACACUCACAAACAUUUUAAUUCCAAUAAUACGGGAAACGCUGCAGUCGGGGAGAAAUCAAAUGCAAGUACCCCAAGACCUGUAGCCCAUGGAGUAAUUAACAACUGGACUGAAAGAUUAAAAGGCCUUUUCAGUCUCACCCCACACACGACUGCGCUGCUGCUCUGCACUCAAUAGUCCCUCCCAGAACCCAGCCACCAGCCCAUAAGGAUGUCCCAGGUCCAGUUCCAACUGUCCCCAGGCGGCCCACUGUCUAGCACUGCACCCCUGCAGCUCCCCCACCCCGGCUACAGCAUCCCCUGUGCCUCUGGGACCCUGCCCUCCGAGAGUGCCAGCCACCCCCUCCGGAGCUCCGCCCUUCCCUCUGCUUCGGCAACACCCUUCAGCGCACCCGCAGUACCUAACAUGGCAAACCCUAAAGAGAAGACCCCAAUGUGUCUGGUGAAUGAGUUAGCCCGUUUCAACAAGAUCCAACCUGAAUAUAAGCUGCUUAGUGAGCAGGGACCAGCUCACUCCAAGAUUUUCUCAGUACGCUUAACGCUGGGCGAUCAAAACUGGGACGCUGAGGGUACGAGCAUCAAGAAGGCCCAACACUCUGCGGCUACCUCAGCCCUGGCCCAGACCGCGCUUCCCAAACCCAGUAUACGCAGCCCCCGCAACACAGGCAAGAACCCAGACAGCAUAACGCACACCGUAGAGCUAAACGCACUUUGUAUGAAGCUGGGAAAGAAACCAAUCUACAAGCCCAUUGAUCCAUAUCCUGGGAUGAGGCCGAGCUUCAACUACAGCGUCCGUGCCCCCGGCCCUUACCCGCGGUACUACUACCCGUUUCCACCGGUAGGGCCGGUCCUGUACCACAUGGAGCUGUCAAUCGGCGGGCAGCAGUUCCAUGGGAAGGGGCGCACGCGGCAGGCAGCCAAACACGACGCCGCCUCCAAAGCCCUAAAGACCCUUCAGAAAGAGCCGCUACUGGAGCAGCUUCCACAGAUGAAUGGAGAGCCAUCAGAAGAAAACCUUAACAAAUCAGAAAUCAGUCAAGUUUUUGAAAUUGCACUGAAGAGGAACAUGCCUGUGAACUUUGAGGUGCUGAAGGAGGCGGGGCCUCCGCACAUGAAGAGCUUUGUGGUGCGGGUGACGGUGGGCGAGUUCUCAGGGGAGGCUGAAGGGAAGAGCAAAAAGAUCGCCAAGAAGUGCGCGGCGGCAGCGGUGCUGGAGCAGCUGCGCCAGCUGCCCCAGCUCCCCCUGGUGGAGAAGCUGCAGCCGCGCAUCAAGAAGAAAACCAAGUCCAUCGUCAAGCUGCAGACCAGCCCGGAGUACGGCCAGGGCAUGAACCCCAUCAGCCGCCUGGCGCAGAUCCAGCAGGCCAAGAAGGAGAAGGAGCCCGAGUACAGCCUGGUGACGGAGCGCGGGCUGCCGCGGCGCAGGGAGUUCAUCAUGCAGGUGAAGGUGUGCGGUCAGUGUGCGGAGGGCAUGGGCCCCAGCAAGAAGGUGGCCAAACGCAACGCUGCUGAGAAGAUGCUGGAGCUGAUGGGAUUCAAAGUGCCUCAGCCUCAACCCCCCAAACCGGCACUCAAAACCGACGAAAAGCCGCCAAUGAAGAAGCCAGGGGAUGGGCGGAAAGUGACCUUCUUUGAACCUGGCUCAGUGGAGGACAGUGCAGUGGGUGCCAAGGAAGACGAGUUCCGUCUGCCCUUCCUGAGUCAUCAGCAGCUACCUGCGGGCAUCCUGCCCAUGGUGCCAGAGGUGGCACAGGCAGUUGGGGCCAACCAGGGUCCCCACGCCAAAGACUACAGCCGUGCCCCACCAAACCCGGCCAAGGCCACCCUCACUGCCAUGAUUGCCAACGAGCUGCUGUAUGCCGGCACCUCCCUGACAGCAGAGACCAUCCUGAAGAGCAACAACAGCCUGGCGCACCUGCCCCUGGGUCCCCUCACACGCCCAUCUGAGCAGCUCAGCUACCUGGCUAAUGUACAGAGCCUGCAGGUGGAAUACAAAGACUUUCCCAAAAACAACAAGAAUGAGUUUGUGUCUCUGAUCAACUGCUCCUCCCAGCCGCCCCUCAUCAGCCACGGGAUUGGGAAGGACGUGGAGUCCUGUCACGACAUGGCUGCGCUGAACAUACUGAAGUUACUGUCAGAGCUGGACCAACAGACCAAUGAGAGGACGGGCAAUGGACCAAUCUCUGGAUGUGGCAAGCAGGAAAUUGAAGGUGAAUCUCUCCUGAAACAGGCUAACUCAAGCACGCUGGGACAGACUCUGGAUGGCACUGUGUAGACACCGUUUGGGGAGGGGGGGGGGGGGGAUUUGGGAAGCACCAGAGAAAAUCACACUGUGUUUCUGUGUAACUCCGCUGUUUUAGAGGGCUACAGUUAGUUUGAAGUCACUGUAGUGUCUAAAUCAUCACAGUUGCUGUAUGUUACAAAAUGUUCACAGUUAAACAAGAUUGAUUGAAAAAUAUCCUUAAUGUUGUUUAAUUGUAUACAUUUUUUUUUCUAGAAAAUAGUUUUAAGAAAUUCUCAUUCUCAUUUCCUUUUCAUGUUUCUUGAAGAGAGAAAGAACACUAAAAAAAAAUUGUGUAGGUUUUGAGUAGAUUGGUUUGUUUCAUUAAGAAUCAAACUGAAGUUUAUCUCUUUUUUUUUUGUUUGUUUUGGGUUUUUUUUUUUUUUUUUUUAAACCCCAGUGUUAAGUUCCAGGAGGGGCAGAUUGUGUUAGCAUGUGUGCAGUGCAGUAAGACCCAAUGGAAGGAUAUGACAAUGAUUGCAAACCACUGUUGAUUUUCCUUGAGUGCUUUAACAAGAAAAGCAGUGUUUAUCUACAUUUCCAUGUAGGGCUGAAAAGGUCUUGUGACUUCAGUGUACUGUGUGUAAUGUCCUGUGAUGUUGCCCCCUUCCUUGAUGUUGGGGGGGGCAAUAAAAGUUUGUUUGCGUACGGUCCAA